AUGGAAGACCCGAUCUAUGCAGUAAGAACGCGGCAGAAUGAAGAAACGCCACAGUCAUUGCCAUUCCGUCAAGCUGGAGCAAGACCAUAUCUAACUGGGAACCCAGGAACGGACGAAAAGACCAUUGUUCUAUCGGAUCCUCUUGUCGCCAUGCAGCCUAGGCCCUCUUCUAACCUGAACCACAAUCGAUUCAUCUUUCCCUCUGAUCAAGCCGGCUUAGAAGCAGCCGACAGUUCAGGCGAUGAAGCGCUUGCGCCAUACACUCUGCUCUCCGAUGAGCAAGAUUCUCCCCCAAACACGCCUGCUCCUGUCGCCUCUGCUGGAGCUCCCAAGGCGACCCUGAGUAAUAUUCGGCCGAUCUCGAACCCUCUCGCAAAUAAUUUUCUAAACAUUCUCGAGCAGUCCUCAAGUAAAAAUCAAGAUAGUCAAAUCACCAGUGCUGUCGCCAUGGAUAAGCGAUUUGCUGACACCAACGAGCGGGCAGCAAUAGCAAUCUUGCGUAACAUAUCUUGGUCUGGCGGUGAAGAAUUCUUCCGACCCGCCCAAAGUUCCUUCAUGGCCGCCGUCGCGUCGCCCAAGUCACGUUUGCCACGUCCAGCCUCUCCCAGCAUCCCAGCCUCGCCAGUUUGCUCGAGCAGACCCAGUAGCUCGACCGGCAGGAACGAUGUCCUGCCAUCUCAUAAGAGCGCGACGAACAUCGAGCUUACGGCAGCAUCGACGCAAAGCAAGGAAGGCCUCAACUCACCACAUCCAGAGCUUUCCUUAUCCUCCGAUCUCUCCAGUUUACCCAGCAGCCCAGCACCUCGAUCAUCUGGGAAUUGCGAACGAGUCUCGAAGGUCAAGCAUCCGAAAAUCCUAGGCCCACCACCAGCCACCGAACCCGAUGAAACUGGACAAUACGAGUCCUUUAGCUGCCACCAAUGUCGGAUCAAGACCACCCGACCUAAGAUGAUCUGCGAUCAAUCACAAAAUCCUAACUGCUUCAUCCGCGUUUGUCGCAACUGUUUGGUCAAUCGGCCAGUAUACCACAACAUCCCCGAGCUCCGCCCUCCAAUAUUCCAGUUCGUCCCAGGCGGGAAGAUGCUGUGUGUGAAAUGUAGGGGCAUCUGUCCUUGUGCGCCUUGUCGGAGGAAGCGGGGUGAAAAUGUAGAGUAUCGACAACGGCCGGGUGGUGGUCUGAAAGGCUCGGACUUUGCGCCACAGGAAAGGCAGAUCACGCCGUUGAAGAAAAAGAAGAAGAAAAAGCAAGACAAGACCCAAGGGAAGGUACCAUCCCGUCCCUGCCCAGAACUUAUAAAAUCAUCAUCAGUCGUGCACGAUCGACCUCCAGCAUUUGUCCCGGUUCCCCCAAAGCGCAGGAAAAGCGAAGCGACGGUAUCUUCCGAUGAUAUAGUUUUCUUGGACCAAGCUCCAGCAAUCUCGACCGACAAACCUAGUCAAACUGAGCCUGCCAUUCUGCCCAUUUCAUCUGAUGAGGGAAGCAGGGUUCCAGAGAAAUUAAAAUGCCCAUCGAGUGAGAGACCAAUCACCAUUCAGGAAAAACACACCAACCCCAGAAGAGAGUGGUUCGACCGGAGUUCUACGGAGCCAAUUGCCAUCGAGCCAAAACGGGGACGAGGUCGUCCGCGCAAAGAAAACUCUUGCGCCAGCGAACAAUGUCAACAGCUGCGCUUGGAAUCAGGGAACAAAUGUGAUUGCGACACCAACAACAUACUGGCUAUUCCUAAAUGGGGACGAGGCCGGCCGCGAAAAGAGACAUCUUGCGCUAACCAACCAGAUCAAAGUCGUCCCUACAGACCGGAAAAGGAUUGUAAUCGGACGGUGGACAAGACACUGAUGCAGAUGAAUCGACUCGUACGGCCCAACUCUGAAGCCGGAUCCGGCAUGGCUUCAAUCCUGCAUAUUAACAAGGAAAACACUCCGGACUCGAAGAUGGCCCAGCAUCCUCAUGUGGAACGCUCCGAUAAACAGCUCAAGCUCAAGAUUCGCGAAUUCGAACUCAAGAACGCCGCCGAUGAGGCCGAGAGACUGCGGAUCAAGUCGCAGGGCUUCGAGAAGGCUAAGAUGUUGCAAGAGUUGCUCAAGUCUGGGUUGAGUUAUAAAGAGGCUAUGGAGGCUACCCUUACUUUUCUUGGCCCGUCAGCUUAA
This is a messenger RNA of Puccinia graminis f. sp. tritici CRL 75-36-700-3, 2148 nucleotides long. RefSeq lists its product as uncharacterized. The transcript is spliced from 4 exons. The coding region runs from base 1 to 2148 and encodes 715 amino acids. Gene Ontology annotation, cellular component: nucleus. NCBI's taxonomy places the organism in Eukaryota, Fungi, Basidiomycota, Pucciniomycetes, Pucciniales, Pucciniaceae. Gene Ontology annotation, biological process: regulation of DNA-templated transcription. The record is from RefSeq and is a predicted model, not a curated record.